ACGAAAAAUGGGGUGGCGAAAAGGAAAGAGUUGCAGAAGUUUUGUUGUGUUGUUGUGUUAGUGUUGGUAGGUCGCGUGCGUGUUCUGAGUUUUCCCUAUUGCAGGCUUUGAACUGUGAACUGAAGAAAGGAAGAAAGAAAGAAGGAAGAUGGAGAAAAUGAUGCGACUGAGAUCACUGUUCCGAUCAAUGAGUCUCAGAUCUUAUCACGCUUUUUCUUCCACCAACCAUAUCCUUCGUUCAACGUCUCUUCUCUCUCCUUCUCCCAGUCCCUUUCCUUCUCCCUCUUCCUCAGAAUGCAGGUCUCCUUUCUCGAUGGGUUUAGGGAGCAUGCGAUUCUUUAGCGAAGAUGUGACUCACCUGCCCAAUAUUAAAGACCCUGAACUUUACAAUGUUUUCAAGGAUUUGUUGGCUGUAAAUUGGAGUGAGCUUCCGGAUUCUGUUGUUUCUAACGUUAAGAAUGUGUUGUCUAGAAACACUGAUGACAAGGCUGGCAAGGAGGUUGUGGAGAAUGUGUUCCGGGCAGCUCAAGCUGUUGAGGAGUUUGGUGGGAUUCUAGUCAGCUUGAAACUGGAACUUGAUGACAGUAUUGGAGUGAGUGGCGAGGAUGUAAAGCCAUUGCCUACGCAUAUAAAAAGUGCUCUUAAUCUCAUUUUUGAUCGUUACUCCACCUAUUUGAAUUCCUUUGGACCGGACGAGAGUUAUCUGCGGAAAAAGGUGGAGGUAGAGUUGGGCUCAAGCAUGAUUCACUUAAAGAUGAGAUGCAGUGGCCUUGCUGCUGACUGGGGAAAGGUUACUGUUCUUGGAACUUCUGGACUUGCGGGUUCAUAUGUUGAGCAAAGAGCUUAGAAGAAAUAUUCAAGAAACAGAGCAUGUAAUUGUUUGUUCGUGUUUCCUUUCUUGCUUUUGAUGUCCGUAGAUCCUUCCAUUGGUUUUCUCCUAACCUUUGUUGUCAAGCGUUUGAUAGCAUAGAAAUAAGAGCGCUUAACUUUGUUAACUCGUAUUAUCCUUAAACAGCGUUUUAUUUCGUUUUGAA
Molecule: messenger RNA, 1034 nt
Organism: Vigna angularis (adzuki bean)
Lineage: Eukaryota; Viridiplantae; Streptophyta; Magnoliopsida; Fabales; Fabaceae
Product: succinate dehydrogenase subunit 5, mitochondrial
Exons: 4
Coding region: 149-847 (232 amino acids)
Biological process (GO): tricarboxylic acid cycle
Cellular component (GO): respiratory chain complex II (succinate dehydrogenase)
Source: RefSeq, a predicted model, not a curated record